Messenger RNA from Adineta ricciae, 2418 nucleotides. NCBI's taxonomy places the organism in Eukaryota, Metazoa, Rotifera, Eurotatoria, Adinetida, Adinetidae. The record is from the annotation of a GenBank genome assembly.
AUGUUUUCUUGGCUACGCGAUAAAUCUGCGCCAUCGUAUGAUGCUAUAUCGAACGAUUCACAACCAGUACCUUCAACGUCAUCUCAUCGUGGCUAUCAACAGCAACCUUCGCACACCGAUAGAAUGGCUAAUCAGAUGGUGCAAUUGACGGCUACGAAAUGUCCGACGGACGAUUUAACAUAUACUAAUUGUGCUAUUGUCAGUGAACGUGAUAUUGAUCCGAGUACUGUUCGACAUAUUGAAUUGUCGUCUACUGUUACACGAACAAAAUAUGUGUUUACCAUUACGAAAUACAGUGGAAUGCCACAAGGUAAAAUUGGAUUCAAUACAUUGCAACGUCGCUGGGCUGGAAUUGAACUUGACCGGCCGUAUCAAAUCCAACCGUAUAGAUUCAAUAAAAAUGUUCAAUCUAUCACAACACUGAUUCUCGAUGUUGAUUUUCUCAACAAGAAAAAUACUACAGCUGAUCCAUACGAUACAGAUAAAAUGGCGGUUGAAUUCUUACAGCAAUUCACUGACCAUGCGUUUUCAGUUGGACAAUGUUUACCGUUUCAAUUUAUGGAUAAGAAAACUUUAUCAUUAGUUGUGAAAGAAAUUGAAGGUAGGAUGAGUUUGGGAUUUUUGAUGAUCGAUUUGAAUGGCCUCGUUUCCAUAGCAUCUGAUCUUGCCGCUGUUGCGCGUGGCCAAAAUGCGAAAGCUCAAAAAAUUGGGCUCGGUGUUUCACUUUCCAACACCAUGGUCAUCUUCGAACGCGCUGAAGGUUCAUCAGUGAACUUGAUCGGAAAAUCGAAAGGCAAAGCGCAGUUUGUUUCAAUUAUCAAUCCUGAUUUUGACUUCAAAACCAUGGGAAUCGGCGGUUUAGACGCCGAAUUUAAUGCAAUAUUCCGCCGUGCAUUUGCUUCACGUGUUUUUCCACCAGAAGUGGUCUAUCAAUUAGGAAUGAAACAUUGUCGCGGUAUUCUUUUGUACGGCCCACCUGGUACUGGUAAAACAUUGAUGGCUCGACAAAUUGGUAAAAUGUUAAACGCACGUGAACCAAAAAUAGUCAAUGGUCCACAAAUUCUCGACAAAUAUGUCGGAGAAUCUGAAGCCAAUAUUCGAAAAUUAUUCGCUGAAGCUGAUGAAGAAGAAAAACGACUUGGACCUAAUAGUGGUUUACAUAUCAUUAUCUUCGACGAAAUCGAUGCUAUUUGUAAAUCUCGUGGUUCUGUCGCCAGUGGUGCCGGUGUUCAUGACACCGUUGUCAAUCAACUGUUAUCGAAGAUCGAUGGUGUUGAUCAGUUAAAUAAUAUUCUUAUAAUUGGCAUGACAAAUCGUCGUGAUAUGAUCGAUGAAGCACUUCUUCGGCCUGGUCGACUCGAAGUGCAAAUCGAAAUUGGCUUACCUGACGAAACCGGUCGAUUGCAAAUCUUGAAUAUUCACACUGCAAAAUUGCGUGAAAAUAAUAAAUUAACUCCUGAUGUUGAUUUGAAAGAAUUUGCAGAAAUAACACGAAAUUUUAGCGGUGCUGAAAUUGAAGGUUUAGUACGAGCAGCAACAUCAUUCGCGAUGAAUCGGCAUAUCAAAGCUGGAAAACGAGUCGAAAUCGAUCCGGAUGCCGUCGAUAAAUUCAAAGUUUGCCGAGGUGAUUUUGUCCAUGCGUUGGAAAAUGAUAUCAAACCGGCAUUUGGUGUAAGUAAAGAUGAAUUUGAUUCAUACAUUUCCAAUGGUAUCAUCGUUUGGGGACAACCUGUCACAGAUGUUCUUGAAGAAGGACAAUUACGUAUUCGUCAGACUAUUAAAAGUGAAAUGACACCACUUGUAACAAUUUUAAUCGAAGGUCCACCGAAUAGUGGCAAGACUGCUCUGGCUGCUCACAUUGCUACUCUAUCGAAAUUUCCGUAUUUGAAAUUCUGCACAGCACAAACAAUGCUCGGUUAUUCCGAAUUAGCGAAAUGUCAACAAUUGAAAAAGAUCUUCGAAGAUGCACACAAAUCAGCCUUAUCAUGUGUCGUUGUCGAUGAAUUGGAAAGUUUACUUGAAUAUGCACCCGUUGGUCCGAGGUAUUCGAAUAAUGUCCUUCAAACAUUAAAAUUGCUAUUCAAACGGCCACCACCCAAAGGUCGAAAGCUAUUGGUCAUCGCCACGGCUACGUAUCGCGAUAUUCUCGAUCAACUCGGUCUAUUAGCAUCAUUUUCUAAAGUUAUUCAUUUAUCCAAUAUGAGCAGCGGAAAACAUGUCCUUCAUGUUUUAAAUGAAAUCGAACACUGUUUCAAUGAUGAAGAAAUGAAAUACCUAGAAAAGAAAUUACAUGACAAAAAAGUUUGGAUUGGAAUAAAAUCUUUACUUGAUUUGAUUGAAGUAGCACGACAAGCUGAUGACAGUGCACGUGUCACACGAUUCCUGGCGCAAUUGGAUGAAUACAACAGCUCGAUCUAA